AUGGCUCCAUCGAAGCUGUGCUUCGUUCUUCUCAGCGCUCCUCUCAUUCUACGCCUUGCGUUCGGCUGCACAAGUAGUGUUUUCGUCGACAGCGCCCACCGCCAGAAACUCCUCUGCGUGGCUUUCAUUGCCGCCGUGGUGUAUUCCAUCGUCGCUGUGUUGCGCCAACUCGCAUGGGAGCUGGGUUUCGUGUUCAUGCGCGUUGUUACCGUGGUUUCCAAGACGUUCAUGCAGUACGUGGCUCGAGGUCGUACCACCAAGUUCCCCAACUGGUCGCUCCGCUUCGAGCUCCUCCACACUGUACUCCGAGUUUGCACCGAGACGUACGGCGAACGCAUAGCCAUCGAGAGCCACGCGCAGUGGGUCCGUGCUCAGAGCGACCUCUUGGGAUCUCUACUGGGCUGCUUCUCCUGCCACCGCUUCAACCGCAGCCUCGAAGCCGUGCACUUCAACGGACUGGAGCACGUCUGGCUGCACAACAAACAGCUUCGGCCGCGCGGCGCCAAGCGGUUGGUAGUGCUGUAUCUGCACGGCGGCGGGUUCGCAGUGCUGAGUCCGAGACUCUACACGUCGCUGGGCGCGGAGCUGGCAGCGACGAUCGAGAGCGAGUUGAAGCUGCGAAGCGGUCGGGACCUGAGCGUCGACGUGCUCCUUGGCAACUACCGCAAGGCGCCCGAGUGCAGCUUCCCGACGCCCCCGCAGGACACCGUGGCGCUGUACCGAGACUACUUGCUGCAGCACGAGAAGCUGCAGCCGUCGCAGAUCAUCCUGGCGGGCGACAGCGCUGGCGGGGGCCUCGUCAUGUCCACAAUGCUGCGCGUGCGCGACUCGAGCCCGGAGCUGCUGCCUUUGGCCGCCAUGCUGCUGGCCCCGGCCGUCGACCUCACGGGCGACGAGCCGGACGCGCCGCACUGCUUCCUGUCUCGACCCAUGUGCAAGGCCUUCACCCUCGCCUACCACCCGACGUACACUGACCCGCGCACGUGGGCGGACGCGUCGUCGGCGCACUGCGAUCUGCGCGGCCUGCCACCUGUGCUGCUGCAGCUCGGCCGACUCGACUACAUCUUCCAGCAUGGCGAUCGUCUAGCAGCCAAGGCCAAGGCGGACGGAGUGACCAACUGGGAGCUGGACGUGCACGACGACAUGCCGCACGUCUUCUCCGUCUUCCCGAGCUUUGUACUACCGUACGCACAGGUCGGCGUCCAGAAGCUGGCGACGUUCGCUGCCAAGAGCUUUGUCAAGAGUGAAGGCUGCGACACCAGAGUCGCAAGAGCCAACUAA
Messenger RNA from Phytophthora sojae, 1281 nucleotides. RefSeq lists its product as hypothetical. Gene Ontology annotation, molecular function: hydrolase activity. The transcript is spliced from 2 exons. Lineage: Eukaryota; Oomycota; Peronosporomycetes; Peronosporales; Peronosporaceae. Bases 1 to 1281 code for a protein of 426 amino acids. The record is from RefSeq and is a predicted model, not a curated record.